GGCAAUCUGCCGAGCAGGAGCAGAGGCUUUCGGCCUGGAACUUUUCGAAUACAUUGGUGAGUUGAAGGAGACAAACUUCGAGGUGGAAAGUGUUGAUGUUCAGCGUGCUCGGCACAAGAAGUACAAGAUGCCUGUUCCGAUGAUGAAUGUAAUCAACGGUGGCCGGCAUGCCGGAAACAAGCUGCCAAUGCAGGAGUUUAUGAUUUCUCCAACGGGGGCCAAAACCUUCAAGGAGGCACUGCAGAUUGGCUCUGAGGUCUAUCACUCACUCAAGAACGUGGUGGUGGCCAAGUACGGCAAAUCCGCUGCGGCAGUCGGCGAUGAAGGUGGGUUUGCGCCGAACAUCCAGGAGAACGACGAGGGAUUGCAGGCAUUGGUGGAUGCGAUCAAAGAAGCUGGCCACACUGGCAAG
This is a messenger RNA of Symbiodinium necroappetens, 412 nucleotides long. NCBI's taxonomy places the organism in Eukaryota, Dinophyceae, Suessiales, Symbiodiniaceae. The record is from the annotation of a GenBank genome assembly.